Messenger RNA from Lactuca sativa (garden lettuce), 468 nucleotides. RefSeq lists its product as uncharacterized. NCBI's taxonomy places the organism in Eukaryota, Viridiplantae, Streptophyta, Magnoliopsida, Asterales, Asteraceae. The record is from RefSeq and is a predicted model, not a curated record.
AUGGGUAGCAACGAGAUGGUGCUCAAGACUACCGAAUUGAUUCAACAGGUGUGCGAUAGGUUGCGGGUCGCACAAAGCCAUCAAAAGAUUUAUGAUGACCGGCGUGGCUCAAAUCUUGAGUUCCAGGUGGGGGACUUCGUCUUGCUGAAAGUGUCACCAUGGAAGGGUGUCAUUCAGUUUCGGAAGAGGAGCAAGUUAGGGCCCCGAUAUAUUGGUUCGUUCAGGAUUACCGCCCAGGUGGGCAAGGUGGAUUACCGUUUGGAUCUGCCGGACGAGCUUAGCCAGUUUCACAACACCUUCCAUGUGUCUCAGCUCCGGAAGUGUGUCACUGAUGAGACUGCGUUUAUCUCCUUGGAAGACAUUAAAGUGGAUGAAAGCCUAGACUACAUUGAGAGGCUUGUUGCAGUUCCGGAUAGGAAAAUUAAGGUCCCUCGUAACAAGGAAGUAAAGCUAGUGAAGGUGCAAUAG